CGUCCCGGGGGUCCCCUGGCACCAUCCCGGCUCCGCUGGCCGCCGCAGCGGCCCCUCCUUCGGGUGCUGGGCGCCCCCCCACCCCCCCCGGAGCUGGGCUCUUCCCUCCCUGGCACGGAGGGUGGCUCCCCCCCCCCCCGCGGCCUCCCCACACCCAGUUUCUCUGCUCUGAUGCUUUUCCGCUUUCCCCUUCCCCCGACGUAAUCUCCGUCUUCUCCCGUAUCCCCGCACCUGCGAUCAGCAUAGGGCUGGUUGUCUCUAACAGGGCAGCUGGGCUCAGCCCUUGGGUUACCUGCUUGUCUCUGGUGGCAUCUUGCAGGGCUUCCUGCCAGGCAGAGGUACUCCCGGCUUCUCCACCCUGGCCCGGCUGCUAAGAGCUCCUGUAUUUCCCAGCUAGCUGUAGGCAAAGGCCUCCCCAGGCCUUCUGCCAUUAGGAAGCAUGGAGUUUGCAGAGCUGAUCAAGACCCCUCGAGUUGAUAACGUCGUACUGCACCGCCCUUUCUACCCUGCCGUGGAGGGCACUCUGUGUUUGACUGGCCAUCACCUCAUUCUUUCCUCACGGCGCCAAGAUGAUGCUGAGGAGCUCUGGCUGCUGCACUCCAAUAUUGACUCUAUUGAAAAAAGGUUUGUGGGCUCAUUGGGUACCAUCAUCAUAAAAUGUAAAGAUCUGCGAAUUAUUCAGCUGGAUAUACCUGGAAUGGAGGAGUGUUUGAACAUUGCUAGCUCUAUUGAGGCUCUUUCUACCUUGGAUUCUGUUACUCUUAUGUAUCCGUUCUUUUUCCGGCCCAUGUUUGAAGUUGUUGAAGAUGGUUGGCGCUCUUUUCUACCUGAGCAAGAGUUCGAGCUUCUCAGUUCAGUAACAGAUGAGUGGCGUCUAAGCUGCAUCAAUAAGGAAUUCUCUGUCUGUCCUUCCUACCCUCCAGUCGUCAUUGUCCCCAAAUCCAUCGAUGAUGAAGCACUUCGGAAGGUGGCCAUGUUUCGCCAUGGCAGUCGCUUCCCAGUCCUCAGCUAUUAUCAUAAGAAGAAUGGUAUGGUAAUGAUGCGAAGUAGUCAGCCUCUUACAGGUACAAAUGGAAGACGCUGUAAAGAAGAUGAGAAGCUUAUUAAUGCCACACUACGAGCAGGCAAGCGCGGCUACGUUAUUGAUACGAGGUCCCUGAAUGUUGCCCAGCAGGCCAGGGCCAAAGGAGGAGGCUUUGAACAGGAAGCGCACUAUCCGCAGUGGAGGAGAAUUCACAAAUCUAUUGAGAGGUUUAAUAUUCUGCAAGAAAGCCUCAUCAAGCUUGUGGAAGCUUGUAAUGACCAGUCGCACAAUAUGGACCGUUGGCUUAGUAAACUGGAAGCUUCUAACUGGCUGACUCACAUCAAGGAGAUACUAACUGCAGCUUGUUUAGCUGCUCAGUGUAUUGAUAGGGAAGGUGCAUCAGUUUUAGUUCAUGGGACUGAAGGAACCGAUUCUACACUCCAGGUAACCUCUCUGGCACAGAUUAUCCUGGAUCCAAGGUGCAGGACCAUACGUGGCUUUGAAUCUCUUGUUGUGAGAGAGUGGCUUCAGGCUGGUCACCCUUUUCAGCAGCGCUGUGCCCAGUCAGCCUACUCGAACAGCAAGCAGAAAUGGGAGGCCCCAGUGUUUCUCCUCUUCUUGGACUGUGUGUGGCAGAUCCUUCGUCAGUUCCCUUGCUCUUUCGAAUUCAGCGAACACUUCCUCAUUAUGCUCUUUGAGCACGCUUACGCUUCGCAGUUUGGGACAUUUCUGGGCAACAACGAAAAUGAGAGGUCUAAACUGAAGCUGCAGCAAAAGACUAUGUCCCUGUGGUCCUGGGUGAACAGGCCUCAAGAACUGAACAAAUACAAGAAUCCUCUCUUUGAGGCCAACAGUCUUGUCAUCUGGCCCUCUGUUGCCCCGCAGAGCUUGCAGCUCUGGGAAGGUGUCUUUCUUCGGUGGAACAGGUCUUCAAAGUUCCUCGACGAAGCCUAUGAAGAAAUGGUCACCCUUAUAGAAUACAACAAGCAACUUAAGGCAAAGGUUAAUGCAUUGAGGAGGAAGUUAGCAGAGCUGGAAACAGAUGAUCGGGUGCAGGAGAACCCAUGAGCUUACAGGGCUUUGGACUCAGGUUUUUCCUUUCAACUCCUCUUUACACUAAAGACUAAACAUGGAAGGUGCAUGUGUUGCAGAGCCCUCUGAUACAACUGAUCCUCAGUCCUCCCACUGCUGAAACCUUCACUUCGCGCUAUGUACACAUCCCUGCUGUUUGGGAGAGAUCAGUUUUGUUUACAGAAGAUGUACACAACCAGCCAUAGUGUCCUCUCUUGGCAGCUUUUCUGUCUCUAAUAAAUUGUGUACAAUGUCAGUAUAAGCUGGAACUCUCACCUCUGUCCAACUCUGUAUGGAUGACCAGGAUGGGCCAAGAGACAGGAUGUCUCAAGUUAAUGUUGGACCUUCUGUUUUUGUUGAACUCUCCAAACACUCCGUUUGCAGGAAUAAAAUACAAAGUUAUAGAUGGAUAGAUAAAGGCAUUUUGUCUGAAAGCACCUUUUUUUUUCCCCAAGUGUAGAUAAGGCAGCUUAAUUCUUUAGUUUUCUAGAAGGUCUAGAAUUUGCAGUUAGAUCAUACCAUUUUCUACGCGUUUAUACAAUACCUUCAGAAGCCUUCACAUCUAACACUUGAUUUUCGUGUUAAGCAUUGGCUUGGGAAUAGUAGCUUGAAUACCAAACUGUGGCAAGAAAUUUCAGUGCAAUACAGAACUGAAGUAGGGAUUCUGCUGCUAGUGUUUAAGCUGUGACCUUCAGGUGAAAUUGUCCCUCAUGUACAAAUAUCUUUCAACAGAUAAACUUUUAUUCCACCUGGAAAACAAAGAGGUUAAGUAGCUGGCAGAGGUGUUCACUUGCUGAGCAAAACAGUGACUUGGAACUGUCCUUUUAACUGGAGCUGCACUGCUCUCAAACUUCUGGUUGCACUGACUGUUUUUAUAAAUUUAAAUAGAAUCACAGCAUUGCUAGGGUGCAAGGGCAUGUACAGCAGCUCUUAAUUAAUGUACAUCUCAACAAAACAUUUUUGCUCCAGGUGAAUUUUUUUUCAUGUUCAUACUAGGUAUUCUAUGUGCUUUGUGAAAAACAAUCAAAAGCAAAAGAUGGGAGUAGGACUAAUUUAACAUAUCAGGUAUCUUUUGCAGAUUAAAAGGCUGUCACACUACAAAAAUGCUUGCGUGUUUAGAUCACCUUUAGUUGCUAAAACUACUUAAAGAUACUAGAGAUCAGCUUUUUUCAAGUUAAUGUAUUUUUUAGCUGUUCUUUGUGUUUCUGUGGCUGCAAUCUGCUUCUUUUUAAAUUCAGAUCUUUGCUGGAGAUUUCCCCCCCACACACACUCUAAAAAGGCAGUCAAGAGUAGGUCUGAAAUAUUAACUCAUCUAGACAUUUUUUCAAUUUGAUUCAACUGGUAGCCAUACAUGACUGAGAAGAUUUGAAUUAAAACAAAUCAUGUGGCUGGGAUUAUUUUAAAAGUUGCUUACUGUUAGCUGCUUUCUUCUGAAAUGAAUGGAGCUUCAUUAGGCCAAUGUUGACCACUUUGGAAAGCGUUGAAAUUCCCUUAGCCAUGAUAUUUUGUGUUUUGGAGUGAAGAUGCGUUUAUUUAAGUUCUGCUUUCACAGAAAUAUGUGUAUAUAUAUGUAUAUGAGAAUGGGUGGAAUUUUGUCUUAGAAGUAUCUGGAGAGUAAUUGUCUGCAAAACUCCUAUAACCUAUAAAAUGGGUGUUCCAUGACCAAGGAAAUAAUUUAUAUAAAAUUACUUGAUAGUUGUUUUUAAAUGCUACCUUAAUGCCUUUUACUUCAGUCCUUGUUUCCUUAACUAUUUUCUUCUUGAUCAGCCUAAACUUGGUCCUGAUGUGGUGUUUGUUUUGGGUUUUUUUUUUUCUUCUUUUUCGUUCUCCAAAAGAGUUAACUUGCAUAGUUUCAUUUUACAAGGGCUGCUUUAAAAAGAGAUCCCCUUUAAACAGAAAUAGCCUUAGGGCAGACAAAUAAUUCCCCUAGUCUUAAUAUCAAAUUAUUUUUAGAUUUGGACAAAGGUAGUCUUGUUUGCUAAAUUUAAGAUUGACAUAGGGAAUAGUUUUCAGGGCGGGCUAGUGAUCUCUAUUGUGUAACUGGGAGAUGCAAGUUGGCCAUACCUUCCUCCCACUGCCAAACCCCUGGUUUUGGAACUGUCUUCCAGGUAUUUACAAGAUGUAAGCCCUUGAAAUUACAGCUCACUCUUUAAACUUACGGCUAUGUUGUCUGCACCUGCUUCAAUGUAGUAUUCCUGUUCAAUUCAGAAUUUCUGCUGUGCCUGUGUGUCUGAAAUGCACCAUUACUAGUCAGAUGAGAAGGAUUCAGAAGGGAGUUUUUUCCCCCAUAAUAGACUAUGCGUAAAACAUUUAAAGGUUAUGUAAUUUCCUAACAUAGUAAUUAUAUAUUGAGCUAAAUAGUAGAGAAGCAAAGGGGGUUUUAGAUCUAAUUGCCUGACUGUUCUAGUCUCUAGUGCAAACUGUGUGCGUUUGAGGAAACUGGGUAACCAGCUGUGACAGCUAACAAAAGUCAGAGUAUUCUUUGAGCUGGCAUUUCAUCCUUGACUUAUGUUUCAGGACUAAAUCCACCUCUAAGUGAUGUGUGUUUGCCAUGGCUUAGUGGUAGUGUGGAUCACAGCCUUAAAGAUAAAACGCUAGUGUAGUUCUGAACAGUGAGAGUAGUUCUUUCCUGCUUCCUCUGCCAUAGUGCACCUUUAUUCACAACUAAGUGCAAGACUUGGAGGCUUACGUUAACUUCCAAAUAGUCACCUUCCUGAGAUGCUGUCAGGAGCAGUUCUGCAACAUAUUGCAUGUGCUGGAGUUAGGGUAGGAUAUUUGGACCCUUGCAGGUCCUCCUGGAAGAACACAGUUCCCAGACCUUUUCUGGUAGCCUAUUUACAUGUUCCCUUUUGACCUUUUCAUCCCCAGUGCCUUCCAGGCUUGAGUCUGGUGGCUGCUGAUAACACACACUGGAGCCCUCCAGUUCUUCACUUGCCUGCCUGUCCACAAUCUUUAUUCACAUACUUAAAGCUAAUGAUCAGCUUGCUUCCUCUUAGAGAGGGGGUUUUGCUGGACUCUUUGCCUCACAGUGUCACUGACAUGCUGCUUGCAGGUUACCUGCACACGUACCUGAGCUGUAAGCGUUGUGGUAGUGCCCAACUCUGGCCCUUCAGCGUGGCAUUGCCUUACGCUGUUGCCGAGACACCUGCUUCUCCUCUUUUGCACGUGGCUAUUCAUGAAAUAAACUGGACAUGAAGUCCCCUGAAAAACUCUUGGAGUCGGUCAAUGUGGACACUGCCAUUUACCAAAAAAAAAAAGGGAAGAGGAACUAACUUGCACAGUUUUCAUAAACACAAAGGGAAUAUGUACCUUCAACAUUUUGAUUGUAUUGCUCUAACUCUUGAAUGUGGUGAUCUGUUGAAGUGCACUAUUGUUCAUGUUGCAUAUUAUAUAACUUAAAUUGCACUGUAUAGCAUAUUGGCGUUUCAUGUAUGCUUUGCUAAAGCCUUGGAAAGUGCUAUCAUGUACAGAUUCCUGUACAAGGGAAAAAUGUCUAUACUAGCAAUUCUACCUUUUUUGUAACUGUGUGACAUUGAAUAGCACUGAGUUUAAAGUCAUGUGUAUUAUAUAUCUGUUACCUAGUUCAAAUUUCAGUGGAGUGCAUUUCUGUCCAAACAUCUGGAAUUGCUAAUGGGACUUGGCUGCUGCUUUAAACUCGAUUUAAAAUGAAAUAAGUAACAACGUUGGGACUUGUGUGCUGUUGUUAGAAGUAUGCUGUAUGUGUACAGAAUCCCAGCCACUGCGGUGGUGAAUAUAUCACAAAAAGGUAACAAAUUUAGGAAAAAAAACUAUAAUGGCUGAAGUUGUUUAGCCAUUUAGGGGAAAUAACAGAUGUAAAAUGCUGUAAACUUUUGCUGUAGACUUGUUGAGAACACAGUGGAAAUAUCUGUCUGAAUUAAAAUCUUGAAGACUAAAACAGUUCUUAAA
Molecule: messenger RNA, 6022 nt
Organism: Rhea pennata
Lineage: Eukaryota; Metazoa; Chordata; Aves; Rheiformes; Rheidae
Gene: MTMR9
Product: myotubularin related protein 9
Exons: 10
Coding region: 440-2092 (550 amino acids)
Biological process (GO): phosphatidylinositol dephosphorylation; negative regulation of autophagy
Cellular component (GO): cytoplasm; membrane
Molecular function (GO): phosphatidylinositol-3-phosphate phosphatase activity
Source: RefSeq, a predicted model, not a curated record